This is a messenger RNA of Sarcophilus harrisii (Tasmanian devil), 2277 nucleotides long. It is a transcript of the gene CENPBD1, whose product is annotated as CENPB DNA-binding domain containing 1. Gene Ontology annotation, cellular component: nucleus. The transcript has a single exon. The coding region runs from base 449 to 2212 and encodes 587 amino acids. The record is from RefSeq and is a predicted model, not a curated record. NCBI's taxonomy places the organism in Eukaryota, Metazoa, Chordata, Mammalia, Dasyuromorphia, Dasyuridae. Gene Ontology annotation, molecular function: DNA binding.
AGCCCGGGAACGAAAGCCCGGAAACAGACGCCGCGGCCGGCUCUGGCGAGUGGCGUGGCAAAGCCCGUCGGCCUCGGUUCCCCGAACUGCGCGCCCCGCGUUGGGUGAUCCCGAGAUCAGGCAUCUUCCCAGGCGCCUACUUCCGGGGGUCUUCCCAUUGAAUGGAAGUUUUCCGUCCCGCCUGUGGUCCAGGCCCGGAACUCGUAGGGCAUCCUAGGCUUUGGGCUCCGAGUGUGGAACUUCUCCCGUGACACAACGAGUCCUAGAGAGGGACCCUGUGUCUGGCUCCCUCCACUUAAUAGAACUUUUGAGUUCCUCCUGGGACACAAAACCCCCUCCCCCUCAAAAAAAAAAAAAAAACCCUACACACACCCAUCCCCAUCCGUUUUUCUGUUUGGGUCGCAGAGCCCAGCUGACUAAGCCGUCCAAGGGUGCUUAGCGCCGGGGAAUGAGCAAGGCAGGGCCUGGGGCUUGUUGGCGGCCAGAGGGCCUCCCCUCAGCGAGGGCCGCGCCCCGGCCCUCCGCCCCAGCAUCGGCCUCCCCCCCCGCUCUCGGAGCGAAAAUGCCGGGGAAAAGGCCUCCGAGCGAGACCGGCAUCCGAAGCGGCAAGAGAGAGCGCAAGGCGAUCCCUCUGGCCGCGAAGCUGGAAGUGCUGCGGCGGUUUGAAGAGGGCGAGAAGCUGAGCCGGAUCGCCAGAGCCUUAGGGCUGGCCGUCUCCACCGUGGCCACGAUUCGAGACAAUAAAGAGAAGAUAAAAGCCAGCUCGGAAGCGGCCUCCCCUGCCAGGGCCGCCCAGCCGACCAGGCGCAGGAGCGCCGGGAUGGAAAACGUGGAGCGGCUGUUAGGCUUGUGGAUCCAAGACCAGAACCGGCAGCACGCGCCCAUGAGCGCGACGGUCGUUCAAGACGAGGCAAAAAGCUCGUUUGGCGAUCUGCAGCGGGAACAAGGGGGAAGCGCGCAAAUGGAGACCUUUGGUGCCAGUCGGGGGUGGCUUGUGAGGUUUAAAGGAAGGCACGGCUUGCCCAGCGUCACGGCGGCCCACGAUGCUGCCAGCCCAGCCGCGGGCCGUGAGCUUAAGUACCCAGAAGGGCUGAAGAGCGUCGUCCAGAAGGGCGGGUACACGCCUCGCCUCGUUUUUAACAUCGGAGAGACAGGACUUUAUUGGAAGCGGAUGCCCGAAAACGCGUAUAUUUCCGUGGAAGAGGAUGCCGCCGCCGCAGGGCGGAGACCAACCAAAGACCGCCUGAUGCUGCUUCUGGGAGGCAACGCCGCCGGUGACUUCAAGUUGAAGCCUUUAUUGGUCUAUCAUUCCGAAAAUCCCCAGGCUAUGAAGGGUUACUCCAAGCCAAACCUCCCUGUGAUUUGGCGCUCUAACAAAAAGGCCUGGAUAACAAGGAGCAUCUUUCAUGAAUGGUUCACGCACUUCUUCUGCCCUGCGGUUGAAAAGUACUGUGCCCAAAAUAAUCUUGCCAACAAAGCAUUACUCAUCCUAGAAAAUGCCCCGGGUCACCCUGUAAAUUUAAGUGAUCUCUCUGAUAAUGUAAGGGUAGAAUACCUCGUCGAAAAUAAAGCCAAUCCCAUGCAACCCAUGGGUCAAGGGGUGAUUUCCACCUUCAAGGCUCAUUAUCUGAGGAAGACUUUUCAACACCUUUUGGGAGGAACUGAUGGGGAAGAUAGGAGUACAGUUAGGGAAUUUUGGAGAAACUACAAUAUCAUGAACGCUGUGGACAACAUUGCUGAAGCAUGGGAUGAACUUGAGCCGUCCUUGAUGAAUAGUGUGUGGAAGAAGAUUUGGCCCGAGUGUGUGCAUGCUCAUGAUGUUUCUCAAAUAGAAAAUAUUACACAGAUUCAGCAAGACAUUUUGGCCCUCGCAAAUGACAUAGGCUUUGCAGAACUUGUAGAAGCAGAUGUAGACCAGCUGCUACAGUCCCAUGAUGAAGAGUUGUCCAAUGAGGAACUUAUGCAGUUAGAACAAGAGCGAGCUGUAGAAGAAAAGGAAGAGAAUGAAGAUGCUCCACCCAUUCUCCGACAACUGACUACAAAAGAAUUGUCGGAAGCCUUUUCCCACUUUGAGGCAGGCAUGCAAAUUCUUGCAAAUAAUGAUCCCAAUAGUGAAAGGAAAUUUGCAGUUUCAAGAGGAAUAAAUGAUACAAUUAGCUGUUAUCGAGAGCUGUACAAUGAGAAGAAACAACGUUCAAAGCAACUAUCUUAGGAUGCUUCCUUUUUUUUUUUUUUUUUUGGACAAAUUUUCUUUACUAAGUGAUCAAGGAAAAUGAA